CGCAGUGACACACACUGAUGUUCACUGGUACCGACUGUCCCCAGAGCAAAUUAUGGAGCGAGUUUUAACAGAUCCAGGAAGUGGCUCCACACAAUGGAGCACAAGAUUCCAGCCUUCCAGAGACUCUUCCAGUAACAGCUUCAUUCUGACCAUCACAAACGUGCAGCCCAGUGACACUGGGGUCUAUUACUGCUCAAUCUGGGGAAAGAUCUAUGGGAGAGGAAGCCAGCUCAUUGUAGACAGUAUCACUGGUCCAGUCCUUCUCCAGUCUCCAAGCCUAGAACAUGUCACCCAGGAUCACACUGCCCGGUUCCAGUGCACCAUGAGGAAUGCCAUAGUGACACACACCGGUGUUCACUGGUACCGACUCUCUGCAAAAGAAAUUAUGGAGUGGGUUUUAACACAUCCAGAAAGUGGCUCCACAGAAUGGAGUCCAGGAUUCACUGAGCGAUUCCAGCCUUCCAGAGACCCCUCCAGUAACAGCUUCAUUCUGACCAUCAAACACGUGCAGCCCAAUGACAAUGGGGUUUAUUAUUGCUUAGUCUUGGGAAGGAUAUAUGGGGGAGGAAGCCAGCUCAAUAUCACCAAUGCAAAUGUCCCGGUCCUUCUCCAGUCUCUGAGCCUGGAACGUAUCACCGAGGGUCACACUGGCCGGUUACAGUGCACCGUGAGGAACGCCGCAGUGACACACACUAAUGUUCACUGGGACCGGGAGAAAGCAGGAAAUAAGGUGGAGUGGGUUUUAACACAUGACAUGAGGAACAUCACACAAUGGAGCCCAGGAUUCACUGAGCGAUUCCAGUCUUCCAGGGACCCCUCCAAUAACAGCUUCAUUCUAACCAUCACAAACGUGCAGCCCAAUGACACUGGGGUAUAUUACUGUAAACUGUGGGGAGAUAUCAGUGGGAAUGGAACCCAGCUGACUGUAACAGAUCCAUUGGCUGAUCCAGUCCUCAUUCAGGAUCCAGUGGUCAGCAAGGUACCAGGGGGUGAAACUGUCACGUUCCAGUGUGCCAUGCACAAUGCCAGUGUGAUUGACACUGAUGUCCACUGGCACCACCAGCGACCUGGCAGCAACAGGGAGUGGGUGAUAAGCCACUUUGUGAACGGCACCCUCACCAAGGCCCAGGGUUUCCAUGAUCGUGUUCUGCUUUCCAGGAAUAUCCACAGGAACAGUUACACUCUGAGCCUUGUAAAUGUGACUCAGAAUGAUACUGCUGUGUACAGCUGCAGUGUGUGGAGCUACAUCUAUGGAGCAGGGAGCCAACUCAAUGUAACUGAAGCAUCUUCCCACAAACUUCCCUGGACUUCAGAUCCCAUUUUAAUCAUUGGCACCAUUCUGGGCAUCACUGUCUUGAUCUGCAUUGCCCUGCUCACAUUUUUCCUUCGGAAACAAAAGCUGCAUUCAUCAGUGAAGGACUCCACACAAGGGAACCCUGUUGAAGACCAGGACAUUGUGUAUGCAACAGUAAAUGACCGAACAUGGAGCAGUGAGCAAGUGGCAGUUCCACCUGUUGUGCCGGCUGAAGGGGAAUGUCAUUAUACUGAGCUUCACUUUCACCGACAAGGAAGCAGCCAGCCGACAGUAACAGCUGCUGAAACGAGCUCGGAGUACGCAGUUAUAAAACAGGCAAGAAACUGAAGUUCAGCAGGACCCUUUCACUCUGCAGCAAGGAGCAGUCAAGAGCAGUUCACUCCAUCUGAAUCAUCUCAGCUUCUUCUUCACAUUCACUCAGAUUCAGGCUUCCUCACCAACAAUUGUUCCAUGUCCAUAUAUUUCCAGACCCUGAAAUUACUGGGCACUCAGACCCUCUCAAACCCUGAGAUUACUGAGUACUCAGACCCUCUCAAACCCUGAGAUUACUGAGUACUCAGACCCUCUCAAACCCUGAGAUUACUGAGCACUCAGACCCUCUCAAACCUUGAGAUUACUGCACACUCUGACCCUCCCAGAGCCUGAGAUUACUGGGCACUCUGAUCAUCCAGAACCCUGAUAGAACCUGGAACAGUACAGCGCAUGAAAUGGCCCUUUGGCCCACGAUAUUGUGCUGAACAUUACACCAAAUGAAACUAAUCCCUUCUGUGUGCCCAUGGUCCAUGUCCCUCCAUUCCUUGAAUAUUCAUGUGGCUUGUUUAAGCACCCCAAUUGUAACUGACUCCACCAUUACCCCUGGCAAUGCAUUCCAGCCUCCUCCCACUCGCUGUGUAAAAUACCUGCCUCUCAAAUCUCCUGGGAACUUACCCUCUCUCACCUUAAACGCAUACCCCAUCGUAUUCGACAUUUCAACUCAAGGAGAAGGAUUCUGACCAUCAAUCAUAUCUAUGCAUAUCAUUGUCUUAUGGACUUCUAUCAAGCCUCUCCUCAGCCUCUGCUGCUCCAAAGAAAACAACCCAAGUUUCUCUAGCCUCUCCUUUUGGCUCAUAUCCUCUCAUUCAGGCAGCCUCCUGAUAAACCUCUUCUGCACCCUCGCCAAAGCCUCCACGUCCUUCCUGUAAUGUAGAAAUCAGAAUUGAACACAAUACUCUAAGUGAGGCCUAACCAAAGUCUUAUAAAGUGGCAACAUGACGCCCUGACUCUCAUACUCAAUUCCCUGACCCAGUAAACACAAGCAUGCAUGUGCUUUCUGUACAAUCCUAUCUACAGUGUAACCACUUUCAGGGAGCUGUGAACUUGAAUUCCAAGUCUCUCUCAACAUCAAUGUUUUUCAAGAUCCUACCAUUAACUGUGUACUUUUCCUGAACAUUUGAUCUCCCAAAGUGCAGCACCUCACACUUACUUGGAUAAAACACCAUCUGCCAUUUCUUCACCCAUACCAGCAACUGAUCUACAUCCCGCUGUAUCCUUUGCCAACCUUCCAACCUAUCCACAACUCCACUGAUCUUUGUAUCACCUGCAAAUGUACUAACCCACCUAUCUACAUUUCCAUCUAAGUCAUUUAUAUUGUUAUAAAGCAGAGGUUAACCCCUUCCCCCCACCCCCCCACACCCCUCCCCCAAGAAGUAAAACCAAAACACCCCAAGAGGAGCACCUUGUCUUAUAAUCUGUUUAAGGAGGGUGGAAAGUGGUGUAACCUGCCUUUCAGCAACUUCUAGUUAUUAAAUGAAUUAAACCUCUGACACGCACUUCGCAAUUAAUAUACGACAAUUUAUUUAUGUAACUCUAACAGUGAACAAAUUAACUAAAUUAUUAAUAAGCCAAAUAAACCCCUUCUAACUACUAACUAGUCCCAAAUAAAACAAGAUUCCCAUAGUAUGCUGUUCCAUAGUUACAAAUCCCACUCAUGUAACAGAAAAUAGCAUUUAGAACAUUAUAGCCUGGUUACAUGUCUUCUGGAAUCUUUUGUGCUUUCACAAUCAAGUCUCCUGUCAAGAAUAUUAACUAGCUGUGCCGUUAGCAUGGUUGUUAUUCAGACGGUGUUUUGUCUAAGACAGAGAGGAGGCUGUGAGAGCCCAUAAUUCUCUCUUGACAGCUAGGGGGCAUUAGCUCUAGCAAGUGGCAGUUUUCUCUGGGAUCUUUGUCCAACUACACUCUUCUUUUAUACCCAUGAUGACAUAUCAAUAUUUCUUACAUAGUGUUACGACACGGGGUAAACCCCUCUGCUACAAUCAACCAGCAACUCAAAAAGAUUCAUCCCAUGCUGUAAUCUGUUAAAAUUUGAGAGGCAAAGAACGAUCCCAAAAGUCACUAUUUAAAGUAAAAAAUAACAACUUUUUAAAGUCUAACAGAUAAUGAUUAACUAACAAUUAUUUAUAAUUCCUUUAUCUAAACCUAUCUUUUACUUUCCCCUCUACACUACAGGUCCAAUAAAAAUCCCAAUUACGAUUUACAAAAAAAAGAUCAUGUUUCAAAACCAGUCAGCUUUGCUGGGUGUUCUCUGUAGAAUUUCCUCUGUCUUCUUUUCUGCUUCUUAAGGAUUUUGCUUCACAUGUCAUUGAUAGAUAAAGGUACCUUUAAGAGAGCACAUGUUUCUGUUAGCAGUCUCUCUAGUUGUUGGUGCUAGCUGCUCUUUGCCGCUUUGGGUAACUGUUCAAAAUGUCUGAUAUUCAUACCCCAAAACAUUGAAUCAUUUCAUUGGUUUUGUGUUGUCAAAACAGUAUUUGUUUUUUCAAAUUUGAUUGGAUUUUGGUAACUUGGGGUAUAAUUUACACUGA
This is a messenger RNA of Hemiscyllium ocellatum (epaulette shark), 4152 nucleotides long. RefSeq names its product polymeric immunoglobulin receptor-like. NCBI's taxonomy places the organism in Eukaryota, Metazoa, Chordata, Chondrichthyes, Orectolobiformes, Hemiscylliidae. Gene Ontology annotation, biological process: complement activation, classical pathway; B cell receptor signaling pathway; phagocytosis, engulfment. Gene Ontology annotation, molecular function: immunoglobulin receptor binding; antigen binding. The coding region runs from base 53 to 1642 and encodes 529 amino acids. The transcript is spliced from 8 exons. The record is from RefSeq and is a predicted model, not a curated record. Gene Ontology annotation, cellular component: blood microparticle; external side of plasma membrane; immunoglobulin complex, circulating.